Messenger RNA from Mangifera indica (mango), 1989 nucleotides. Its product is annotated as protein ENHANCED DISEASE RESISTANCE 2-like. The transcript has a single exon. NCBI's taxonomy places the organism in Eukaryota, Viridiplantae, Streptophyta, Magnoliopsida, Sapindales, Anacardiaceae. The record is from RefSeq and is a predicted model, not a curated record. The coding region runs from base 933 to 1856 and encodes 307 amino acids.
AAAUGACAAAAAUUUAUUUUGCACGGGCGGUGGCUGAUGCUUCAACAAUGGACAAGUUGUCAGGAAUAACAACAACAUUGUGAGGGUUGCGUUGACAACGACAAAGGGGGAUGGUUGGAAAAGCAAUCAAAACUAUUACAACAUAAAUUUUGAAAAAAAAAAAAUUAAGUAAAGCAAACCUUAAUCAUCCAGACAACAAUUCAAGCAAUUCCUACAACGACGAUGACAGACGGGCAAUAGUAGCAACUUUGGUAACUUUGGUUUGAUUGCUCACAAAUCUAAUAAUGACAAACUUCCGGUUGAUGGGGGCUCAUUUUAAGGGUUGGGCAACAUGAUAUAGGUUAGAGGCGGCACAUCCAUGUGUGAUUGAGUGUAUUGGGGUGUGCACAAUUUAUUGACGGUAUUGGAUACAUGGACAAAGAUGAGUUGACAAAAAUUAGGUUGAGACAGAUGUAUAAUGACUAUAAGAUUGAGUAGAAAAUGGUGGAGAAGUCGCUAAAUAUGAGAGUCACGAUUAGCAAUUUCACAUAAUAACAAGAGUUCGACAACUUAGAGUAGACUGAAUUGACAAGAUUUAGCCUACAUAAAGUUUCUGUAGCAGUAUGGAUGAGGGCGGCAUUGAUAGUAAACAACAUUUCAAUGCAACAUGAUGAGGGAAGGAUGAUUUGGUUUGCACAUAGGCAUACCUACACAAAGGGGUGGCAACAAAAAGACAAACUAUUAAUUUAUAUGAAACAAAACAAUUUACUUUAAUGCAAAUGGAUACUUCAUCAAAAUUCAGGAGGUAAACAAGUAUUCGCAUCCAUCCUAUUCAUUAAUACAGUCUCUCUGAAGUCCAACACUCUGAAACGGAGAAAGCGGAAAAGAAAGAAGAAAAAGAGUAGGAUUUACUGAGAAAGAAUAGAGGAGUUUCUGUCACAAAAAGAAUCACCAUGUGCCCUUCAAAGCAAAAGCAUCGGAUAUCAUGCACCCAACAACACGCCACCAAAUCUUCCUCAAACCCAACUCCCGAUUGGGUCACCGAGACAAUUGCCGGCGGUUCCCUUCGCCUUGUCGACCUCCACACCGGAGUCAAUGGCUGGGCUUCACCGCCCGGGGAAGUCUUCUCCCUGCGCUGGAAAAACUACUUUACAAAACGACAAAAAUCACCCGGCGGUGAUUAUCUUCUCUCUCCGGUCGGCAUGGACUGGCUCAGGUCCAGCACCAAACUCGAUAACGUACUUGCCCGCUCCGACAACCGUGUAGCUCACGCUCUCGGAAAAGCGCAAUCUCUGGGUAAGUCAUUGAAGAGUUUCAUCUUCGCUGUCAAUCUUCAAGUUCCGGGCAAGGACCAACACAGCGCUGUAUUUUAUUUCGCCACGGAAGAUCCUAUCCCCUCCGGUUCGUUACUUCACCGGUUUAUCAACGGAGACGACGCGUUUAGGAACCAGCGGUUUAAGAUCGUGAACAGAAUCGUGAAAGGGCCGUGGAUCGUGAAAAAAGCGGUGGGAAAUUACGGUGCGUGUUUGCUAGGCAAAGCUCUGACGUGUAAUUACCAUAGAGGACAUAACUAUUUGGAGAUUGACGUGGAUAUCACUAGCUCGACGAUCGCCAGUGCGAUUUUGCACUUGGCUUUGGGAUACGUGACGUGCGUCACGAUAGACAUGGGGUUUCUGGUGGAGGCGCAAGCAGAGGAUGAAUUGCCGGAGAGGUUAGUUGGUGCAGUUAGGGUUUGCCAGAUGGAAAUGUCUUCGGCAUUUGUAGUUGACUCGCCACAUGUUGUGACAAAUGCGCGUGGGUUGGGUCCAGCCAAGGUUAAUCACCAUCAGAAAUCCGGUGAAGACGGCGGCGGUGAAAACGAGGAUAAAAAAUGUUGACAUUUAAGAAAAUAUAUUGGGAAAAUUUUCUAUUUCAUGUGUAUUUUUCGGAUGCUAAUGUGAUUCGGGUUCCCUCUCUCAUGGGGCUCCAUGGUUGUAGAUAAUAAAAUGGUAACCAAGUGUCGUAAGGAAA